CUGCGUGUCACAUUUAUUUCAGUCCGUCGAACAACAACAACAACACACGUGAGUGAAGCUGUGAGGAGUCGGUAUGUUUUCGUGUUUGAAAGAUAAAGUCGGGCAGGUUCUGUUACCUGGAGAUGAAUUCUCCUUUGAGACCGACGACACCAUCUCUCUAACGGAUCACGUGAAACCGGAGAAGGUGGUGUGUGGUCCGGGUCUGCGGCGGAGCGGAGACCGGCUGGUGGUGUGUAAAAGCGGCGUCCUCCGACACAAACAGCCCAACAUGUUCUGGAUGGAUUCACAGCAGAGGAGGUAUGUCCCAGCUAAAGGAGAGACCGUCAUCGGCAUCGUGACUGUCAAAUCAGGAGACGUCUUCAAGGUGGACUUUGGAGGAAGUGAGCAGGCGUCUCUGUCCUACCUGGCGUUUGAGGGAGCCACCAAGAGGAACCGCCCCAACGUCCAGGUGGGCGACCUGGUGUUCGCUCAGUUCAUCAUAGCCAAUAAGGACAUGGAGCCGGAGCUGGUGUGUAUGGACAGUUCGGGACGAGCCAAUGGGAUGGGAGUAUUUGGGGGAGGAGGUCUGCUCUUCACAGUCUCUCUGGGACUCGUCAGAAGACUGCUGGCCCCCCACAGCGAGGUCCUGUCCGACCUGCAGCAGCUGUUCCCCUGUGAGCUGGUGUUCGGGAUGAACGGCCGUCUGUGGGUGAAGUCCUCCAGCGUUCAGCAGACGCUCGUCAUCGCAAACCUGCUGCAGAGCUGCGACACCAUGACGGACCAGCAGAGGCAGCAGCUGUUCAGGAGGGUGGCACAGGGGGCGCUGUAGACCACCUGGACCACACCUACACCUGCAGAUACACCUGAACCAGCAGAGGCAGCAGCUGUUCAGGAGGGUGGCACAGGGGGCGCUGUAGACCAGCUGGACCACACCUGAACCUGCAGCUGGUGCCACAGAGGACAGUGUUUGAGUCCAGGAUGAAGCAGGUUUUAUAAUUAUAUGAAUGAAAACAGAUAAAAUAUACAAUCAAAAGUUGAGUUUAUUUUACUUUUUUUUAAAUCUGUCAAUCAACACAAACCAGUCUGUGAUUGGCUGUUGCUCCAGUGUGACUGAGCAGAGAGCCAAUCACAGCCCUGUUUGUGUGGCUUGACGGAUAAAGAUGUGACGAAAAGAGACAUUUUGAAAGUUUUAAGAAGAAAUAAAGAAAAGAAGCAGGAUGAAA
Messenger RNA from Siniperca chuatsi (mandarin fish), 1202 nucleotides. RefSeq names its product exosome component 3 (gene exosc3). The record is from RefSeq and is a predicted model, not a curated record. Gene Ontology annotation, molecular function: RNA binding. NCBI's taxonomy places the organism in Eukaryota, Metazoa, Chordata, Actinopteri, Centrarchiformes, Sinipercidae. Gene Ontology annotation, cellular component: cytoplasmic exosome (RNase complex); nuclear exosome (RNase complex). The coding region runs from base 74 to 808 and encodes 244 amino acids. Gene Ontology annotation, biological process: CUT catabolic process; exonucleolytic trimming to generate mature 3'-end of 5.8S rRNA from tricistronic rRNA transcript (SSU-rRNA, 5.8S rRNA, LSU-rRNA); poly(A)-dependent snoRNA 3'-end processing. The transcript is spliced from 4 exons.